CAGUUGUCUACCCCGAGGCUGAUGACUGUAAUGGAAAGAUUAAAAGGAGUGGUCACAUCACCCACCCUGUGCCAAAAUACUAGCUGUUCCGUCACAGCUACCACCUCGCUGUUUAUUCCAAUCACCUCCAGUUUAUGUUCUACCAGUGACGUUAAAUAGAUUAUAGAGGAUUCACUUAUUUAAAGACUGGAGCUAAAUCUCUGCAGGUUAUUUUUAGAUUGUCCAAGGAUAACAACAAAAGCGACAGCUUGAUUCACUAGAGGCAUCUAAUUGAAGUAAGUCACUUUUGCCAUGUGGGACAGUGCAGUGUAGCAGAGCAGCUGGUCUGUUAGACACUCAAUAGGUCAGCUGAGUGUUGUCAGUACUCACCCCAUUCACUUUCAUCUGUUGUACCAAGACCUGCUGCACCAAGAAGCUCCCUGCACAGCUCCAUCAUGUCUCUACGGCUUCUGCCUGCUAUCACUAUGGACAAUGACGAGGACGAUGAUAGUAACUUCACAAAAUGGAUGAGCAGUUACUGGGGUCACGGACCAGACGCUGUACAUUCCAGAGAAAGAAAACACAGUUUCAGAAGGCCUUCAAAAACACAAGUUGAUAGACGAGCAUCACUCCCGACUGCGUCACAGUUAGAUGUCAUGAAGUUAAACAGGUUUCAUGCGGCUACAAUGGCGCCCACUCCCAGCCACGUCAAAUCAAGAGAGGAUAAGGGGGAAACCAGGGUCCACCAGAAGCCUCGCCGUGCCUCUGCAGAUGACAACAUCCGCGCUAAGACUGCGAUCGCAGAGAAUCGCAUCACCACCAUCCCAGAGCUCACAGAGACACUUGAGAAGAGGCUCUGUCUAAAUGAUAAGAAGACCACGUCUCUGAAGAAGGACGAUACGUUGUGCCUGAUCUGUCAUGAGGACAUGCGUAAGAAUGGGAGGGGAGUGCCACAUUGUACACACCGCUUUCAUAAAGAGGCAGCUCGGAGGUUAGAGCAGUGUCGGCCCCGAAGCAGCAGUGAAGCAGCUGUUUUACAGGGGAGGAAGCUCUAUGAGGAGAGGAGGAGGUCUGCAGAUGGACAGAUUUCCACGGAGAAGGAGCAGCACACACUCCAUCGUCAACAUUCCCUGAGGAGACAUCGCUGAUAUUGUUUUCAAGAAGGGGAAAAUGCAUGAUUUGCAGCGAAAACAUCAGGAUUUCUCCUGAACUUUUACUAUGAUGUGACACUGAAAAAUCAGGGCCUCAAAUCCCCUCUGGGCCAGAGUUUUAGGUCACUUUUGGAAUAAUUGCAACUUCUUCUCUUCAGUGUGCAAACACAGAGUUAAAAAUGUUUGAAAAGGGUUAGAGUUAGAAAAAAAAAUUGGAAAAAAAAGCAGUUUUCUGCUUUAAAACCUCAGCAUGACAAACUGUACUGCACCAUGACUAUGUAAACAGGGGAGUUGCUAAAGUGUUGGCUUGGGGCCUGAAAUUUAUUAGGUCCACCUGGUGCCCCAGCUUAAUCUUUAUUAUAUAAAUGCAAACAUGAGUGAAAAUAACAGGGGGAUGUAAGGUGUCCAGUUACAUUUUUGCUGUAAAAACACUGUGCUACUCCUCAAUACAUUAUUGUAAAUAUAACUAUAUAAUGUUAUAUAAUAUGAUAAUACACACUAAAAGCUCUUCUGCUCAGUUAUGGAUGUAUGACUCCCCCAUGACAUGCCUCACAGUGGUUUGAUCCACUGCUUGUUGUUUCCUGACUCUAGUGCUGCAUUCUGCAAAUUUUGGCAUUGAUUCAAUACUAACUAAAUACAGGGCCAGUAUUACCGAUACCAUUUAACCAAUGAAAGCAGCUUAUGUAUUGAAGAUGAGAUGAAGUAUCAUCAAUAUGCAAAGUCUGAACACACUUUAAUGAAAUCACUGUGAUUUUUCCUUUCACCAAAACAAUUCAGCUGUGUGCCUGUUUCUAAAGCACUUUGGAUCGGUUUAUGUUGGAUCAGUUUAUGUUGUUCAAAUAAAUAAAGUAGGCAUGACGGCCAGCACAAAAAGUUUCAGGGAUUUUUCACUAUUGUUUUUCACACAUUUCACUAUUGGUUAGAAACAAAGUAUCAAUCCUAUUGCUCUAGUAUCGAUUCAACACUAGUACCAGCAUUGGUAUCCAUGGAUACAAGUCUGGUCAAAGUUAAAAUCACCAUAACUCAGUGGAUUUUUUUCUGAUUUCAUUUGGUGUUUUCUGCUUUUCUGUGCUCUACACCACCCUUACUGGUUCUUGGGUCCCUCUGUGCCAAAACCAUAUAAAAUUUCCUGGAAACGCCUCUGUAUGUAACGGUCAUUGUAUUCAGUUAUUAGACUCACAGCACGUUAUUGGAUGAGAAGAUACCUCUAUGGUUAUACUAAUUAAAUGGUUUUAAAUAUCACUUUAGAAUAAAUAUACUUUAUAAUCAAUAGAGAAUAUUUACAGUUUAUCAAAGCAUUUCAUCAGAACUACAGUGAGUCACUUUACAUACUGUUGAAUCUGUUGACAAUCAGAACUUGUAAACAUGUUAACAUUUUGUCAAAGUGAAUAUAAUAAAAGUAAAAAAUAAAAAAAAAAA
Molecule: messenger RNA, 2549 nt
Organism: Haplochromis burtoni (Burton's mouthbrooder)
Lineage: Eukaryota; Metazoa; Chordata; Actinopteri; Cichliformes; Cichlidae
Gene: lnp1
Product: leukemia NUP98 fusion partner 1
Exons: 4
Coding region: 435-1127 (230 amino acids)
Source: RefSeq, a predicted model, not a curated record